GCCAUCCAUAUCGCCGCCCACCAUCUGCAUUUUGAAGCGUUCAAGCGAUGCACAACGACCGUCACGACUAUACAUAGACCAGCCGCGCCAUGGCUCAUGCCACGACUGGCUUUUUUGAGAAAGACCACGGGAAGCGACAUGGCUACUGGAACCGAGGGCAACACGAUCGAGCGCCGCUGCUCGACGCACCGGCCAACAUCCCACCGAAAGCGGCAAUUCCAGCAACAAUAGAGGCGAAGACGAAAUUGAAGGCCUUUUCCUUCGCUGCGUCGGAACCGAAGGAACACAAAAUAGAGGCUGCAAAGAGCGAGCAGGGAAGCGGCAACGCGUCGAGAAAGGGCAGCAGUAUGCACAGUACGCCGCAGCUGGAACAGUCGAAUUCAUUUCCAUGUACGCCAGGCGCUCGAUUGCCACUGGAGGACUUGAUAGGCGACUGUGACGAGGUGAAGAAGGAUGAGGAAGUGCUGCGAUCUCCUGAAGAGCAGAUUGGCUGGAUACCCAACAGCUCUUCAGAGCUGCUCACCCCAAAUCGCAGGAAACGGAAACGAGCGAAGAGCUCUUCUCCGUCUUGCCCGGGUUCCUCCUCGCAGGCACAUGGUGUUUCAACACAGGCAGCACACCAGAACUCCGUCGGACGAACACCUGCCGCUGAUCCUGCAGCAGACCUGUGGCAGCGAUAUGCGAGUGGGAGAACGAGUGGUGAGCACUUGCAGGCUCCCGAGAACACAUUCAUAUUCCAGGCAUCACCGCGGCCGCUGGAGACACCAGUGAAAGGCGGAGGACUUCGGCGAUGGGCCAGUACCGGCAAUGAUUGGCCUAGCAGCAAGAAUAAGCGGCAACGAACUGGUGUGGGCAAGACGAGUAUCAAUGUGUGGCAGGAUCAGACGGCCGUCGAAUCUGGUGGCAAAAGCAGAGUGGCCACUAUGGUGCAGAAAUUGCAAGAAUCUCUCGCCACGCAGAAGUUGGAGCAAGCGCGGAGGGAGGCACCUCACCCUGCGACUGUCGAUCUGCCUUCGAGUUCAAGCCCAUUGCCUGACACGGGUGACUUUGCGCCCAAAGUGCAGGCUACCAGCCCGCUCCCAGCACGGCGUCCAGCUCUACCAAUGCCUCGUCCGCCUAUGCAGACCUUGCGCCCUACACUCUCUGGAGGAAUUCGGUUUGAUGCCUCGAGGCAAGCAGGCGAUCCGCUCAAUCCCGGUGCAGCGCCCACAUAUUCGCUUCAGAGCAAAGCUCCUUUGCCUGCUUACAAGCGUCCAUCGAUCAUCCGGCCGCCGAGUCAACCGAAAGUGCCUCAGAUCGUUGAACCUGCGGCUCCACGAGUCGUGGACGAUGUUGAAUUCGGCGAUGACGAUUUCGAUCUCACCGUCGAUGACAUUGAUGAGCUGUGCUCGCAGAAACCACCAACUCGAAAAGUGUCUCCGAGAAAGAAUACCCACAAAGCGCCAGAACCUGCACUGAUCAAUGCACCUGGACGACCGGCUCAACAAGGACCCACCACUAUUACGAUCGAUGAUGAUGACGAAUUUGGCGAUGGCGGCAUUGACGAAGACUCCUUUGUCCAGGCGGAAUUCAGUGCUACACAGGCAAUGCAGAUAUCACCACGAAGACGAAGUCCACGAAAAGGCCACCAGCGAAGCCCUCGAAAAUCACGCUGCUCGGCAAGCUGCACGAGCCAGACGGAUAAUCAUACUCCAACCCUGCAACGCUACUUUGUGAAGCAAGUCGUGAAUGGGCAAUACACUGACGACAGAGGUCGAAAUUGCGAGGAACUUAUUCUCCUCACGAACAAUGAACGCAGGCGCAUUCCCACAGCCAUCACGCUUCGCGGAUCAUGGAGUACAACGUCCGUGGCCCCGAAGGCGAUCGUUCACGUAGCACAUAUCAGGCGUCGGACUCCCUUGAACAAGCCCGCGAGCCCACCGGGGCAGAUCGUCAUAUCCGAUGAUGAGCACAGUCCGCUUUUGAUUGUGCACCCAGACCACAUGCUUUCGGCAACGACUGUUGCCGACUCAUUCGACUGCAUUCGCAAAGCCGUAUUGCAAGAUCGCAUCAAGGCAACAAGUGAAGGAAGCAAGGCUAUGGUAUACGGCAAAAUCUUGCACGAGAUCUUCCAGCAAGCUCUCUCCGCGAACGAGUGGUCCGAAAGCUUCUUGGCCGAACUGGUCGACCGGACAAUUCAAGCACAUGUCGAGGGGCUGUGGGAGCUUGGCAUGCGGGAUACCAAUCUUGCGGCCGAGGAGGUCAAGGCGAAAAUGGGCGAGAUCACUGCCUGGGCAGGAAUUUUCGUGCAGCCUGAGCCGAGCGCUGCGGCGCAAGUCGACGACAAGCAGGGCGAAAAGGUGCUCAUGAGUAUCAGCAAGCUGAUCGCCAUUGAAGAGCAUGUUUGGUCACCGCAGUAUGGUCUGAAAGGCAAUGUGGAUGCCACAGUACAGACGACCAUUGUCAGCAGACCUGGCGCUCCGGACCUCCAGAACCUGAUUGUGCCAUUCGAGGUCAAGACGGGACGAACAACGCAGAGUGCCGCUCACCGAGCCCAAACGGCGCUUUACACCCUUCUCAUGUCUGAUCGAUACGAUGUGGGCGUCGAAGCUGGAAUUCUCUAUUACUUGGAAAGCUCCUCCAUGUCCCGGAUCGCACCGCCGCUGAACGAGAUCAAGCAAAUGAUACAGCAGCGGAAUCGAUUGGCAGCCUACAUAUUCCGAGCCAGGAACCCACAUCAUGAUGAGGACGGAAGUGCUCCAGCCCCCUCGCAGAUGGCCCCGGAAUCUGGUCUGCCAUCGAUGCUUCGGAACCCUUACAAGUGCGGCAGAUGCUAUGCACAGCAGAGCUGCUUCAGCUAUCACGCUCUGGUUGAGAACGGAAAUGCGGACACCGCCGGCAUGGUGGACGACAACAAGAAGAACCAUAGCCUGACAUGGCAAGAAGCUAUGGGUCACCUCAUGCUGCAUAGUGAAGAUGUUGCCAGAAGUACUACUCUGAAAAAGUGGUUCUCCAAAUGGGACAAGCUGUUGACUCUGGAAGAGAGCGAUCAAGCACGAUUUAGAAAGGAGCUCUGGACAAUGUCAUCUACGGAGCGCGAAGCUGCUGGGCGAUGUUUCGGCCGCCUUCAAAUCGUCAAGGACAUCACAGCAUCUAGCACUGCUACCCAGGUCGAUGGUGUUGAAGGCAGCGGAGGCAAGAUCAAUCGCUUUGCCUACGUCUUCUCUCGGGCGCAGUCCACUCCUGGAACUCCCUUUACAGAAGGCAGCCAAUUGACGCUUGGAGAGCCGAUCGUUGUAUCAUCUGAGCAGGGCCAAUGGGCUCUUGCAAAUGGGUACGUGGUCGCUAUCAGCAGAUCCGAGAUCACAGUAGCAGUCGAUCGCAAGCUAGGCGAAGCUCGUCGACGAUUGGAAGAGUUCGACGAGAUGAAGAAUCAGGCAUUCCAAGGCACCAUGACUGUGGGUGGCGAGUUGACCGCUGCACAGAGCCUCGAGCCCAUUCUCUACCGUAUCGACAAGGAUGAAUUCAGCAACGGACUGGCGCUCGUGCGAAAUAAUCUCGUUGCACUCAUGGAUAACACUCCAAUCGUCAACAAACUCCGGGAUCAGCUCGUCUUCGAUGCUGAACCGACUUUCACGCCCACGCCAGCUCUGCAUGGACAGUUCGAGCCGACUCAGUUGGGACAAAUGAACGAGGACCAGCGAUCCGCAGUCUCUCGAGUGCUUGCUGCAAACGACUAUGCUCUGAUACUUGGUAUGCCUGGCACGGGAAAGACCACGACGAUCGCCCAUAUCAUACGAGCUCUGCUAGCAGAGCAAAAGUCCAUUUUGCUGACCUCUUUCACACAUACUGCUGUCGACAACAUUUUGCUCAAGAUCAAGGAUAUCGCACCCCCAGAUUCAAUACUGCGAUUGGGAGUGCCGGCCAAGAUCAACCCACAAGUACAGGAGUUCUGUCAGCUGGCUGCCACGCCUCGAAAGAUGAUCGAUGAAGUUGAGGCUGCGUACAUGGGUACUCAAAUCGUGGCGACCACCUGCAUGGGCACGAACCAUGCUCUCUUCCACCGACGAUCGUUCGAUGUGUGUAUUGUCGACGAAGCUUCUCAGAUCACUUUGCCGACUAUCCUUGGCCCUCUCCUCCACGCGAGGAAAUUCGUGCUGGUUGGUGAUCAUUACCAGCUCCCACCUCUUGUUCAAAACAAACUUGCUCUUGAGGGCGGCCUCGAUAUCUCUCUCUUUCGUCAACUCAGCGAGGCUCAGCCGAAUGCUGUCGCAGCCCUCGGCAGGCAAUACCGAAUGUGUGAGGAGAUAAUGUCGCUUUCGAAUGAGCUCAUCUAUCAUGGCAAACUUCGAUGCGGCAACGAAGAUGUUGCGAGAAGGACCUUGCAUUUGCGGAGUCCCGAUGGACUACAAGUCUACCACGGACCACAAUCUGCGUGCAUCACCACAGGCAAUGCUUGUUGGUUGACGCGAGCCACUGCUCCCGAAAACAAAGUCGUCUUUGCCAACACGGAUCCAAUGGGUAAGACUGCGCGGGAGACGCUCUCCGGUGGUGGUAAGAUCACCAAUCUGCUCGAGGCGACUCUCUCUGCACAGCUUGUUCUGUCAUUCCUGGCACUUGGCGUCCCGCCUUCUGACAUUGGCGUCAUCACUCUCUACCGCUCACAGCUGGCUCUUAUGCGGCAACUUUACCGUCGUGCUGGUAUUCCUUCCACAGUCGAAAUCGACUCUGCGGACCGCUACCAAGGACGAGACAAGGAGAUUGUCAUACUGAGUAUGGUUCGAUCGAAUGAGUAUGGAAUCGUGGGCGAUUUGUUGAAAGAUUGGAGAAGAGUCAAUGUGGCGCUUACGCGCGCGAGGAGUAAACUUGUCAUUUUGGGAGGAAGAAAGACGUUGGAGAGGAAUGAAUUGUUGGCAAGCAUGUUGGGAAUUAUGGACGAGAGGAGUUGGAGAAUGGACUUGCCGGAUGGUGCAGAUGGGCUGCAUGCGUUUGAUUUUUCGACGCAGGUCGCUGCUUCGUUAGUACAAGUGGAAGCGAAAGACGAAGGUGAUCUUGGCGCGGUGAAGUCUCCGAGGAAGAGAGGGAGUCCGGUGAAGAGUCCAGUGAGAAGUCAGAAGAGCAGUCCUAUCAAAGGGGAAAAAAGUCCCACGAAGAAGAGGUCUGCGUUGCAGGCUAGCUUGACGGCGGGCAAUCGGCUUCCGAAGUUCGUGAAGGGGAGUAAAGUCGCCGGGAAAGCCAGCAAGGCUAUCAGGGACGAGGUCGUUAUGGAGAUCUGGGAGGACUUGACUGGGGAGGAGUUUUGAUUGGCGAGUACGCUUUUUAGGUAUGUUCAUGCUGGAUGAAUAAAUGAAGCUCGCGGCCGAAGGGCUGAGGGUGAACGCAGGGGAAAGAAAGUGGUAGGAUAUGUAUGUCUGUCAUGAGUGGAUGAAUGGAAAGAGUGGCGC
Molecule: messenger RNA, 5423 nt
Organism: Cercospora beticola
Lineage: Eukaryota; Fungi; Ascomycota; Dothideomycetes; Mycosphaerellales; Mycosphaerellaceae
Gene: DNA2
Product: bifunctional ATP-dependent DNA helicase/ssDNA endodeoxyribonuclease DNA2
Biological process (GO): replication fork reversal
Cellular component (GO): cytoplasm
Molecular function (GO): 5'-flap endonuclease activity; single-stranded DNA helicase activity
Source: RefSeq, a predicted model, not a curated record